CAGAUAAUACAGAGAGAACCAAAGAUAAAUUACAAGACAAAAUCUCAAGUCUAUAAAAUGAGUGAUAAGCCACCCACAGAAACUUACCCGGAAAACCCACCUCCCUAUGAGCAGUUUGCUGGGGCGCCGAAGGCAGGGGUAUUCCCCGGACCACAAACGGGGGGAUAUGCUUUGCAUCAACAAUCGCCGGCAGGUGUAUACCCUGGACCACAAACGGGGGGAUAUGCUUUGCAUCAACAAUCGCCGGCAGGUGUAUACCCCGAAUCACAAACGGUGGGAUAUGCUUUGCAUCAACAAUCGCCAGCGGGGGCUUACCCCGGACCACAAAAAGAGGGACACUCUCCUCAUCAACAUCCGCCGGCAGGAGCACGUCCCGGACCACAAAAGGGGGGAUAUAGUCAGUAUCAACCUCCAGCAGGGGUAUACCAACAACAACCUACAACAGUAUAUGUUUACGAGCAGCAGAGGAACCAAGAGGACCAGGAAGAAUACUGUCUACUGGCUUUUUGUUGGGCUUUCUUGUGCUGCUGUUUCCUAGAUAACAUAUAAAUAACUAACUGAAGAUAUAACUGAUUGUAUAUACAGCUGAUAUGCAGAUAAUUUAUGAAUAACUAACUGAAGAUAUAAUUGAUUGUAUAUACAGCUGAUAUCCAGAUAACUUAUGAGUAACUAACUGAAGAUAUAACUGAUUGUAUAUACAGCUGAUAUCUGGAUAACUUAUGCAUAACUAACUGAAGAUAUAACUGAUUGUAUAUAGAGCUGAUAUCUGGAUAACUCAUGAAUAACUAACUGAAGAUAUAACUGAUUGUAUAUAGAGCUGAUAUCCGGAUGACUCAUGAAUAACUAACUGAAGAUAUAACUGAUUGUAUAUACAGCUGAUAUCUGGAUAACUUAUAACUGAUUGUACAUAUAGCUGAUAUCCGGAUAACUUUUAACUAAUUGUAUACAUGUAUACAGCUGAUAUCGGGAUAACUUAUAACUGAUUGUAUAUACAGCAGAUAUCGGGAUAACGAAAAAACAUGGGAUAAUCAGGGAUGUUUUGUGAGGGUGUCUGGGAUAUAAAAUGAAAUCUGAAAGUUAGAAUUUCACUUCUAUAUUCUUAAUAUUUUAGAAUAUCACAUUUUUAUUUUAAAUCAUCGAAUCAUAAUAAGUCAUAAAAACAUGGAUAUCUUUGCGUUGCUCACAGUGGAAGUCAUAGUUUGUCAGCUGAAAACUCUGCAUAACUCUUUCAGUAAUUUAUCAAAAGUAUUCAGCAGCCAUCGGAACGACUUCACUGUCAUCACACGUGUGAAACAGGAAAGGAAGUUUAGAAGUAAUGUAAAAGUCAUGUAAUGAUCUUAAUUUUAGAUGUCUUUUUGUUUAUUUAUUUAUUUAUAGUAGCAUUGCUCCUUUACGUGUAUAUGUAUUUUUUGUUAAAGUUAAUCAUAUCUGAUUU
This is a messenger RNA of Saccostrea echinata, 1435 nucleotides long. Its product is annotated as cysteine-rich and transmembrane domain-containing protein 1-like. The transcript has 2 exons. The coding region runs from base 58 to 549 and encodes 163 amino acids. NCBI's taxonomy places the organism in Eukaryota, Metazoa, Mollusca, Bivalvia, Ostreida, Ostreidae. The record is from RefSeq and is a predicted model, not a curated record.